GGCCCGGCCCGCGGCGGCCCGGGGCGCUCCGUGGUGCUCCGUGGUGCGGAGGGGAGCGCAGCGGAGCGCGGUGCGGGUGUGAGCGGCGCCGGCCGCUGCCAACUUUCCCGGCGCAGGAUGGCCGCCAAUUUCAACGACAUCGUGAAGCAGGGCUACGUGCGCAUCCGGAGCAGGCGGCUGGGGAUUUACCAGAGAUGCUGGUUAGUAUUCAAAAAAGCUUCAAGCAAAGGGCCAAAGAGGCUGGAGAAGUUCUCAGAUGAGCGAGCUGCUUACUUUAGAUGCUAUCACAAGGUCACAGAGCUCAAUAAUGUGAAGAAUAUCUUACGAAUGCCAAAAAGCACAAAGAAGCAUGCUGUUGGAAUUUAUUUUAGUGAUGACACAUCAAAAACCUUUGCUUGUGAGUCAGAUUUUCUGGGCAUUUGUACAGAACUUGAGGCAGAUGAGUGGUGCAAGGUGCUGCAGAUGGAGUGUCUUGAAACACGGAUUAAUGACAUUAGCCUUGGAGAGCCUGACUUGCUAGCAUCCGGAGUAGAGAGGGAGCAGAGUGAGAGAUUCAAUGUGUAUUUGAUGCCAUCCCCUAAUUUAGAUGUGCAUGGGGAAUGUACCUUGCAGAUAACAUUUGAGAAUAUCUGUCUUUGGGACAUCCAGAAUCCCAGAGUAAAACUCGUCUCUUGGCCAUUAAGUGCCCUCCGGCGCUACGGACGGGACCCCUCUUGGUUCACAUUUGAAGCUGGGAGGAUGUGUGACACAGGAGAAGGACUAUUCAUCUUUCAGACCAGAGAUGGGGAAGCAAUCUAUCAGAAGGUUCACUCCGCUGCUUUAGCCAUAGCAGAACAACACGAGCGCUUGUUGCAGAGUGUGAAAAAUUCAAUGCUGCUUGAGUUACAACUCCCUUCAGGGGAAGCAGUGCUAGCCCAGGACCAGGGCAGCACCAAGCUUCAGAUGAAAAUGAGCGAGCGAGCCGUGUCCCUCAGCACCAUGGUGCCCCUGCCCCGCAGCGCCUACUGGCAGCACAUCACACGACAGCACAGCACUGGGAAGCUCUAUGGUCUGCAAGAUGUUUCUAGCCCAGUGAAGCUUCAUCGCACGGACACUUUUCCAACCUACAGGUCAGAGCAUCGAUAAAAGACUGCAAAUAACUUUACAAAGUCUUUGUCUUCUGACAGACUGGCCCAGUGGAUGACAGUGAUGAUGAUAAGCAAGAAUGGAAACAUGGAAAAUUUCAGUUGGAUGAAAAAUUCUUGCAAUACAAAGGGUUUUUUUUAAACUUUGCCAAAAGCUAAAACUAUAUUGGAAAAAACCCCAGCAAACCCUCCAGUGUAUCUUUUAUAUCUGACAGCUGGACAGAGAAGAAAUCACUCCCUAAAUAUUUCCAAAUGUUUUUUGUAUGAUAGCUAUGUUGUAAACUAUGUUGUAAAUAUGAGACUCUUCUGUUAUAGUGUGGUUCUAUUUUGUCUAUUACAGCUGUGUGUUCACUGAUGUCAGCUGUGUCAUCCUUGUUUGUUGUAAUGCUUAUCUUCAGUUAUUUACAUUAUUGUUCAGCCUAAUCCUUGACCUUUGAAAUGGUGGCCAGUUUUAAGUAGCUAUUGGAUACAAUUUUUCCUGUUUGAAGCCUGAUGAAGACUUGAUUGAUUUCUUUUAAAAGCACCCUCUCUGUCUUCUAUUUCCUGUAUUUAUUUCCAUCUCUGUAAAUGCUUGAAAUAAAAAAGUCCUGCUUAA
This is a messenger RNA of Neopsephotus bourkii (Bourke's parrot), 1719 nucleotides long. It is a transcript of the gene DOK5, whose product is annotated as docking protein 5. Gene Ontology annotation, biological process: cell surface receptor protein tyrosine kinase signaling pathway; positive regulation of MAPK cascade. Gene Ontology annotation, cellular component: cytoplasm. The record is from RefSeq and is a predicted model, not a curated record. NCBI's taxonomy places the organism in Eukaryota, Metazoa, Chordata, Aves, Psittaciformes, Psittacidae. The transcript is spliced from 9 exons. Bases 118 to 1125 code for a protein of 335 amino acids.